AUGGCGACGGGGCAAAAGAAGAACAGGAAGAAGAGAGGCCACGUCAGCGCGGGACACGGACGUAUCGGGAAGCACCGCAAGCAUCCAGGAGGUCGCGGUAACGCGGGAGGAAUGCAUCACCACCGUAUCCUCUUCGACAAGUACCAUCCCGGUUACUUCGGUAAAGUGGGUAUGCGUUACUUCCACAAGCUCCGCAACAAGUUCCACUGCCCUAUCGUCAACCUCGACAGGCUCUGGUCGUUGGUUCCCGAGGAGUUGAAGGCGAAGGCAGGGAAGGAUGGUAAGGUGCCGAUGAUCGAUGUGACGCAGCAUGGGUUUUUCAAGGUUUUGGGGAAAGGGCAUUUGCCUGAGGGGAAGCCUUUUGUUGUGAAGGCGAAGCUUAUUUCGAAGACUGCUGAGAAGAAGAUUAAGGAGGCUGGUGGUGCUGUUGUUCUUACUGCUUAG
Eruca vesicaria subsp. sativa (arugula) is the source of this 444-nucleotide messenger RNA. The record is from the annotation of a GenBank genome assembly. Lineage: Eukaryota; Viridiplantae; Streptophyta; Magnoliopsida; Brassicales; Brassicaceae.